Molecule: messenger RNA, 1247 nt
Organism: Homarus americanus (American lobster)
Lineage: Eukaryota; Metazoa; Arthropoda; Malacostraca; Decapoda; Nephropidae
Product: forkhead box protein D1-like
Exons: 1
Coding region: 96-1247 (383 amino acids)
Biological process (GO): regulation of transcription by RNA polymerase II; anatomical structure morphogenesis; cell differentiation
Molecular function (GO): RNA polymerase II cis-regulatory region sequence-specific DNA binding; DNA-binding transcription factor activity, RNA polymerase II-specific
Source: RefSeq, a predicted model, not a curated record
UGAGAGGGUGCACACCUACUUCGUCUGUCGUGUGUACGUGUGUGUGUGCGCGUGUGUGUGUGUGUGUUGGGCCAGACGCACACCAGUGGUAGACUAUGCCAGUGUGUGAGGCGGUGAUGGCUGACGACGCUCACAGUUUGUCGUCUUGUGUGGUGGAGGCCGACGCUGCUCCUGCCCACUACAGCGACGAUCACGACCUGCUGGGCCACGACUCCCGCCACGACCUGGUAGAUGACGACCCCGGCCACGACCUGGUAGACGCCGCUGACGACGACAAGAAGACGGGCGACGGCGGAGGAGGCCCUGUAAAGCCGCCUUACUCCUACAUCGCCCUGAUCACUAUGUCCAUCCUCCAGGCGCCCAAGAAGAGAGUAACACUGAGUGAGAUCUGUGAGUUUAUCAUGAACAGGUUCCCUUACUAUAAGGCCAAGUUUCCUGCCUGGCAGAACUCUAUCCGCCACAACCUCUCUCUUAACGACUGUUUCGUCAAGGUUCCCAGAGAGCCUGGCAAUCCCGGCAAAGGUAACUACUGGACCCUUGACCCGGGCGCCAUUGACAUGUUUGACAACGGCUCCUUCCUCAGGCGCCGCAAGCGGUACAAGAGACAGCACCCAGACUUUCUCAACGACCCUCACGUGUUGUCACUUCUGGCUACCGGUAUGGUCGACCCUUACCUCCAGCACCACCACCACCUACAGCAGCAGCAGGCGGCAACGGCGGCUGCGGCUGCGGCACUCUUUGGUCCUCACACCACUAUGUUACAUCGGCCACUGCCUUACAGCCACCACCCGUACCUGCCGCCCACCCACCUCCACCACCACCACCACCCUGCCUACAGCCAGCAAGCAGAGGUGUUUAGGCACCUGCGGGCGCCCCUCAUCUCCCACCCCGCGGGCGGCCACAUGGGCGGGGUAGUGACUCCUACGCCCGUGAAGCCCGUGGCGGCCACACCGCCCUCGCCGCCCCUCACCCGCCCCUCCCCGCGGCCAGCCUUCACCAUUGACGCUAUUAUGGGCAGAGACAAGUCACCGCCGCCGCCCACUUCACCGCCAACGACGCCGCCCACGUGCCUCCCCACCUCCAUGCCACGCCCACGUGCCUCCCCCACCUCCAUACCGCCCGUGCCUCCCCCACCUCCAUGCCGCCCACGUGCCGCCCCCCUCCAUGCCGCCCACGUGCCGCCCCCAGCACCAUACCGCCCACGUGCCGCCCAGCACCAUACCAUCACUACCGUUGGCCGCCCUUAA